GGCCAGUACAAGGAGGGAAAGGGAGGGGUCGAGUAGGAGAGCGGCGGGGUGUCGACGACGGUACGUAAGAACGAGUCUCUACACUGUUGCAUCAGAACGCGUUCGACGAGAGAAGUGCGCCAGAGCAUGGGAGAAGCUACCGGAUACUAGGGCAUGUCAGAGCCAGACGUCAACGCCGAGGACAAGAGACGACACCGACCCCAUGGCUGUCAAAGACUAUCUCAACGAGUCUGCAGACAGAGCGAAUACUCGAAUCUUAGCAAGCUGCACACGGCCGUCGCAAAUCAAGGUGCUUGCUGAAUGAGGAAGUCGGGCACGCAUUGACCGCCAUCCCGCCAUCCCGCCAUCCCGCUUUCCCCGUGCCGAGGCUCGUUGCUCGCUCGCCUACCUGCCUACCUGCCUGUCAUCGAGCAUCAAUCACAAUAUUUUGCCCUUUCCACAUCAUCACUUGAUCUAGGACCACAAUCAUGUCGAGUGACAGACUGUUGGCCACCUUGCUCAGAUACCUGCAGUCUUCUCCUGGACAGCAAGAUGCCAGCCGACUACUUGGUACAGCUGCAUCUUUGCUGACCUCGCUGAAUAACCCCUUGAACAUCACCUUGUUGACCAGCCAACUGUUGUCGGCUCCAGCCUUGUGGGCCCGUCCGAAUGCUUUGCCUUCUUCAUUAUCUUUCAUGAGCCUGUUCCACUCCACCGCCAUCAAAUGCCAUGAACGCCAGCUUGCUCAUUCACUUGCCCAAGAAGCUCUUGUACCAUCUCUUCCACAUCUCGAGGCCCACAUUCCUCUACAAGAAUGGGUAAGGGCUGUCAUCAAGGGCGCUGACGACCAUUCCUCUCCCGACCACCACCUGCUCGCUAUUGGAGGCUUGCUUGUUGGUCUGGCCUCCCGCGACCCUGACUUCGUGUCGACCAGUCUCUCCUUGGACUUGCGAGACUUUUUCGUCAAGGCCGUCAAUCUCGCUCUGUCGGAAACCCCAUCUGGGGACCAUCUUGCUCACGCGUCGAUUUGUCUGGCUCUCAACCAUGCUUUUACCCACCUGUCUGAUUCGGAUCGCUCAUUUCUCGACUACGACCGUCUCCUACCCGUAUUGAUGGCUUCAACUUUCCAUUCUUCUGACGGCUUACGCUCGGGCUAUUUUCUGGGCGCAGCAGACGCCGACCUCCAGCAGGUGUCGAUUCAACAGUUUAACUGGGCUUCGGACUCCCCAUCGUACCAACAGAUCCAGUCUAUCUUGAAAAGCCCGCUGAUUUCGUCUCUUGGACCUCUGUCAAGGCUGAUUGCACAUGCCAUAGAUUGUGUUCGCGAUCCUUGGCUUGUACUAUCUGCUGUUGAGGACUUGUCUGACUUCUCUAGGCGUUUGGGGACGCAGUGGAGGCAGAACAAAUUGUCCGAGAUCGACGCUUCAGAGGAGGCCAUAUUUAUCCAUCCAGAUGCUCGGAAAAAUACCGUUCCAGACUUGUGGAGGCUUCUGCGCUCUACUUUGUUUGCCAUUGUUAUCAUCCUUCGCAGCGCCAUCGGCCGUGUGAUAGGCGAUGUGUCCCUGGCUGCUCGUAAAAGUAAGACACGUGGGUCUUGCUGUUCGUCCAAAGCUGACUCUGUAGAUGCACCUGAUAUAGCCCAGGCUACUCUGCACUCCCUCCGUAGCCUCUCGUUCGUCUUUGGCCGCUUGGGCAACGUCUCGUUCUCACAAUAUACCUUUACUUAUCUCACCUCCAUCGACAUUCUCGCGAACUACCCAGAUGCCUCUUCUAGCUUCCUCGAUUCCAUAGCCCCUUCUGAACCCGGUCAAAUUCCAUCCCACCCGCUCGAACGCAACCUCGACCUCUUCUUUCUCAACACGGCCGAGCACUUUGCUUUAGUGCUUUCUCCUCGUCAGAACGAGGACCUACUGCUUGCAGCAUCAUCCCCCUAUCUCACCACCGCUGGAAAUCCCAACCUCCUUCCAAUCUUCGAAGCAGCCCACAGCGUCACCCUGUCAGUAUUCUCCGCACCUCAGAAUGUCGACCUCACGUCGAGGCAUCUGCCAUUUUACGUUGAUGCCUUGUUCCGUGUAUUUCCUCACAACCUUUCCGCUCGCCAAUUCAGACUUGCUUUCAAGAAUCUCAUAAAGGUUGUCUCACCGCCAAGUCGAAUUGCCGUUACCCAACCUAUGCUCGCUGCAACCCUUCUCGAUCUCGUCCACGAACGUGCAUUGCAUGCUCCGGCCGCUCCUUUGCCGCCCAGCUACCUCCCUAUGCCAACAGCAGCCCCGGAGCUUGAAGAUGCUACCCCUUCCGCCACACCAGAUCUGUCUGAGCAAUCGGUACUGGUUCUUACCUUGGUUGAUGCUUUCCCGUGCCUCUCUUUGGCACUUUUGGAAGAAUGGUUACCGCUGACCGCUUCGGCGACGCAUAUGGUCACAGACCCGGCCAUGCGCGAACACUGCCAGAAGCAUUUCUGGGAAGUGCUGGUUGGUGGUGAGAUGGAUCCUGAGCGUAGUCAGAUAUGUGUGCGCUGGUGGACCUCUAGAGGCGGGCGAGAAUCAUUGCUCCCGGUCGAAAAUCCAGUAGAGCGAGAGUUCGUCAUGAGUGGAGGAUUGGGUGGGCAAGAGAAGGUCAUGGCCAAGUUAUGA
This is a messenger RNA of Aureobasidium subglaciale EXF-2481, 2612 nucleotides long. RefSeq lists its product as uncharacterized. Bases 468 to 2612 code for a protein of 714 amino acids. The record is from RefSeq and is a predicted model, not a curated record. The transcript is spliced from 2 exons. NCBI's taxonomy places the organism in Eukaryota, Fungi, Ascomycota, Dothideomycetes, Dothideales, Saccotheciaceae.